UUUUCUUACAGUCAGAAAAUGACAUUCAAGAGUCUUGGUCGAAAGCUGAUGCCUUCUCGAAAGUAAGCUCGAAGGCUACUUCUUCAUUCCUUGCGCAUUUGACCGGUGUUAUGGACAAUGUUUUACAUUAAUCUUUCCGCAUUUCCCUUCUUAUCUCUUGUUCAACAUUAUCUAUUGUAACUACAGUCAUCUUUUGCGAUGAGAUACCCUUAUGCAGUGGACCAUAUACAGGCGUCUAGUCGUUAUUGCAUUGCUUUUUUUCAUUUAUUUCUGUUUCUGCAAAAAGAGCUUUCUUUCAUGUACUUUUUUUUUUUUUUUCUCUUUCUCUUCUCUAAUAUUUUCUUUUUAUUUCCAUUUCUAUUGCUAUUCAACUGUAUUUGCGAGACUUUGCUGGAAUAUACAUUGUACAGUAAUACAUCUAUCUAGGGCACAAUAUGACCGUAUAAUUAUUCACUUGCAUGAAACAAUGUCAUCGUCCAGGAUGCCUAAGCACUUAUAGCUUCAAUCUAUUUAACGAAACAACUACUGGGUAUGCUUCAAUGCCAC
Molecule: messenger RNA, 546 nt
Organism: Aspergillus ruber CBS 135680
Lineage: Eukaryota; Fungi; Ascomycota; Eurotiomycetes; Eurotiales; Aspergillaceae
Exons: 1
Coding region: 212-499 (95 amino acids)
Source: RefSeq, a predicted model, not a curated record